AUGAUAGUCGUCGUUCAUGUAAGAUCAGAUGACACUUCCACACGAAAUGAAUGGCGUGGAACAUAUGGAAAUAAACGGCUGAUGGACAAAGUGAACUACAGUCUUCUCUUUUCCGUCGGCACGCCAAAUGGCACAAAGGACCAAGAACUGCUGCUAGAGGAAGCUCGUCUCCAUAGAGACAUUCUCCAAACAAAUAUUGACGACACUUACAGGAACUUAACAUACAAGGCAUGUUCCUUCUUUUAUGUUCUACUAAGCGUUAUACAUGGUUGA
Messenger RNA from Cooperia oncophora, 273 nucleotides. Lineage: Eukaryota; Metazoa; Nematoda; Chromadorea; Rhabditida; Trichostrongylidae. The record is from the annotation of a GenBank genome assembly.